UCUGAAGAUGACAAUACCUUAAUCAUUGAAUUACUAUCGUUAAGUUCUUCCGUAAAAGCAACGCCACGGGAUCCAAGAUGGAUUAAAGAUGGGUCUUCCGUUUUGUCAUCAUCGGUAUACUAA
Funneliformis mosseae is the source of this 123-nucleotide messenger RNA. NCBI's taxonomy places the organism in Eukaryota, Fungi, Glomeromycota, Glomeromycetes, Glomerales, Glomeraceae. The record is from the annotation of a GenBank genome assembly.